AUGCACUGUUUGCCGAGAUUUUGGAACGCAUUUCGACGGGAGAGUUGGAGCCUGCGGCAGCGAGUGUGCGACGUCUCAAAUCGUUGCUGGUGUUCACGUCAGGGCGUCAAUCACGAACGAAAGGAGGUUGGCAGUAUGCUGCUGACUACAUGCUUCACACAGUGUUGCUGGCUGAUUGCCUUCGGCCUCUACAGCACGAGGACCCAAUGGGACCAGCAGUUCGAAGGCAGGUGCUUGAAAAUGGUUUUGCAGCCGGACGUUGCCGAGCAUCUUUUGCAGGGCGACACUUCGCUGCAGAUAGAGGGAGUUCCACGGACGUUUGCCAGAGAGUACGUCUAUGGGGAUGGCGGUGAUUGGGUCAUGCAUGUGCGUGUCGAUUCUUCACCCCAGUUCAACCGGGAUUACCUGGUAUCAGAAGUGGAUGUGGUUAGCUUGGACAAGACAUUCUCCAGUGAAUUGGACACCGUGAUGCAGGAUGUCGGCUUCACCACGCGUAUCAUGCCUCUCCAGGUUCUUGGCCGAAGGGCCACAAACACUGCUUACAAGUACAGGGCCUUACUCAGGGCUUUGAGGCUUGAAGUUGGAAGUGAGGAUUUGAUCAAAGCCAGGACGUUCAGCAUGUUGCAUGACAUGGGGGUCGAGUCGAAAUUGGCCAUGGUUCCUGGGUUCAGUUCGGACUGUGAUGAUCGCUGGUUCAACAAAGCAUUGCCCUUGCACGAUCUGGACCACGGCUUGCACAAUGUAAUGCUGGAGCUGAGCGAGUGUUGGGAAGUUGAUUUCUACAGUGCAUGGGAGCGGCAGUUGAACACGAUGGCUAAACAUUUCAGCAAAGCAGACAACAAUGAGCGCUUCGUGAAACAAUGUAUUUGGGAUAAUCCUAAGAUCGAAGGGUACGCCCGAAAGAAAGCGAUUGCAGGAAUGUUCAAAAGCACUUGCCCAACGCUUGUUCCGCAUCGCUGGCAGUAUAUGCACGAUGUUCUCUUGUGGGUCACCGAUCGCAGAAAGUUUCUCAUGUACUUGGACCCCCAUGUUGUGUCCAGCAGAGAGAAUAGUGAGGGCCGGUCAGGGCAAUCUGACGAUGUCAUAUCCGACAUGGAGGCGGCUGCGUUCAAGCUGCUGUACACUGACAAGCUUGUUUCUGCUACUUUCUGGGCGAUGUGUGCAGUCAUGCUUAUCUUGUGCAAGUGGGGUCACACCGUCGUUGGCUGGCUACAUGGUUGCUGGUGUCAUCCAACCCAAGAUGACAGAGCCAAGUUCCGGAAAAAGAAUAAAGGUGCUAACUGCAAAUGGUCCGGCAGGCGGCUGAUUGAACUGUCGUGCGGCAGUGCUUUGGAGUUCAUGGCUGACUUACGCUCGUUGAGAAUUGAGAACUCGUCCCUCGCUAUGGAGUCGAUGGGCCUCCUGGUAAAGGAGCAGCAGAAAGGUUCGGGAGCUUCAGCGGCUGCAGGGCCUGAUUCGGCUUCGGACAUUAUUUCGGUGGGGUUUGUCACGGCGAAGAGGAUGCUUGAAUCCCGAUUCUCGCAGCUGACAUCUUUUGUUCGGGAGCCACCUUGGAAUUUGAUCAGUCUGUUGCAGUUUCUCAUCGUGCCUGCGUCUGUCCGUUCCGGUGCGGUUGUAGAAAGCCGCCAAAUUGCAGCAACAAUGCUCCAGAAAUUUGAUCAGGGAAAAUUCGGAGAUGUCGGUGACAUUGGACGUCGUUUUCUUCAAACCACCCACCGAUCGGCGUUGAAGCGCUGGGCAUAUUCCCAAGACAAGUUCAUGGAUUUGCCCUUGUUCAGGUCGCUGCUGGCUUAUGCCUCCAGCCUGAAUGUCAUGCAGCGGCUGGAAGCAAAGCACCACCUGGUUCAGGUUCGGAUGUGUUCAGCGAGAGCCCUGGGCGUGGCACACCUUUCUGCAAACAUACGACGCGCUCUGAACGGUGAUCUGGAGCGACCGGAGUUUGAACGAAAUCUGGAUAGAUAUCUUUCCAGCUUCUCAAGUAUUGUGCAAGAAGAAUGGGGUUCAUUCAAAGAGCUGCAGUCUUUCACGACCGGACACAAUUUGCAAAUCAUGUUUGCCGAUCGCUCACCGGAAAUGCAGAUGAUUGCUGCUGCGAGCAAAGAUACCACCGAGGAUGAUCCUUCUUUUCGUGACAAGUUGGAUCAUGUCAUGAGCCUCAUGCGCAAGAACAACAACAUCGAUCACCUUCAUGAGUUCCAUGUUGUGGAGCACCGGGUCGAUUUCGACACGGAAAUGGUAGAUGACAUGCUGUCUGACGAGACCGAGUCUCAUGACUUGGCCCUCACGACUGCCAUAUGCCAUCUUGGCAAAAAGGCUGUGCAGACAGGACUGCCGCUGAGUGUUCCACAGUCACAUCAGAGUGCUGCUGAUUGGAUCGUGGAGCACGAACUCGGCGAGUACAACGACCGCCGGCCGCUUGAUGAGCCGGGUGAUUUAAUCGACCAUAGCUUGUGGUCGCUGCGUCGUCAGCUUCGGUCGCAGGGUUGGUGUGAAGCUGAGAAAGGAAAGAGACUGUCAGCCGCACAGAAAUACUUCUCCGGGAGCAACAGGGCGCCCAGCUACUAUGUCAUCUUGAUUGAAUGUCUGCAGCAAGCCGCAAGUUACGAAGAGAACUUGAACUUUGCUCAUUCUGGUCUGCGUGCCUAUUUUGACACGGUGCUGCUUGCAAUGCGAAUGCGAUCGCCCGCUACUUUCAUGGUUCCAAGAGCGAUGAAUGCAAAGGGAUAUGCGGGUGCUGUGGAGCCGACCCACGCCAAGAUGAGACUUGUUAUCACAAAGGGAAGCGUGCCCGGCGACCUCGUGCACACUCCAUUCCUCCACGCAAGAUUCGCAAAACUACCGCUGCUGCGCCCGAGGAGUCACGUGCCAACGAGGGUUGUUGACGACGUUGCGAUGCAUCCAGACACGGGCGUUGGCAGUGGUCCCUCGGCUGACGGGGAGUCCCAGCAUGAUGCUGGUAACGCUGGGAAGCCCGAGAGUGUCCCUGCGCCCUUCUUUGAGCCUCGAUGCCGCACUGACGGGCAUCGUGCGGUCUGUGAAAUCCUGCUACCGGUGCUGCUCGAACUCAUGCGGGAGCCUGCGUGGUGUGCUAAAGUUCCUCGCGAACAAGUCCGCCAGGCUGCUCACCGCGUUGAUAUGAGCGGUCGGCGGUUCUGGGGAGUGCAUCAGCUUUACUCGCGCAAGCGGACUGCAGAAGACGUUGAAGACGGCACGUUCUGUAAGUACGAGACCGUCAAUGUCUUUACAGAGUUCACUGGCAGUGCCUGCGCUGAGAGUGCAGUGGAGUCGGUAAUCAAUCAUCUGCGUGGUGCGGUGCCGCUGAACUGUGAUGUUAGCAAUCUCUUGGAUGCAAGCCGCGUGUCUAUGGAAGCUCUCCACAUAUCUUCGUUCCUGGACCUGCUCCCGAUGACCACGCACGUGGACGAAUGUCAGGGAAAUUACAACACCAGACGGCUUGAUUACGAGCGUAUGUUUCCAGACAUGGUUGCUUUUGACCUGCACCAAAGCCCUUCUCACCGUGCCCGGCGUGCUUCGAAGAUUAUGUUUCCUCUGACAACCGGGUGUAACCGUGUGUGGCUGAGAAACCACAAGCGCUUCUUGACCGGCGCCGAGCUGUUAUCUUUGCAUUCCAUCCCAGUCAACACCGAUGUGGCCCGGGUCAUGAAAUGCAGACCCAGCCGAAUGGAGAGUAUUUCUAACACAGGCCGAUGCACUCUUGUCGGAAAUUCGAUGCAUGGAGCCUCUGUUGGAAAGGUGUUUGCGAUUGCUCUGCUGUACAGCAAGAAGAACUCAUCGUUUUCACGAGUCAUGUUUCAUUUCACACUGGAGGUCUGUGGAAAGCAGAGCGGGCUUGUGCUUGAUUGGCAUGGACUUCUUUGCAGCCUUUUGUUCGUUCAGUCGGUGCUCCGCGAGUCUGUUGUUGUGUUUGAGUGCAUCAAGCCAACAGCCAUGUCAGACGGAGAAUCGUCAUCUGACCAUUCAGAUGGUGAGUCGAUCAAGGUCAACUGCUUGGAGUGUGGCAGACUAUGCUCGAUCAGAAGAGCUGUGAAGUUUGGGAAGCGCUUCAGAGACCCCAAAUGCCAUUCAGCAUACAGGUGGCUGACCACGAACGAUCCAGAAUGGCCCACCAAGACAGCAGAGGAGAAACGGGAGACAGUGAUCGCAAACCGCGGUCAAGGGGGCCGUGGAACCGCGAGGAAGCUUGUUGCUGUUCACGAAGCUCCUAGGCGUAAUCGUGACACAGCAAUUGGUGUUGAAGUGGACAAGUAUUCCGACACCACCGCAGCAGUGCCCUAUUUGACGGAGCUGAGGUUCAAACGCAAGGGUGCAAAAUGGUACGGAUGGAGCGAGGAGAGGGCACAAGAGGAGUGGGACAAGGCAGUUCGCGACAAGAAUGUGAAGCGCAAAACCGAUCAGUACGGGAAUCUGACCAUCGCAAAGCUGUCCGAGGAAUCGGACGUUUCAGGCUUACGCGUCGGCAACAAGCGCAAAAUUCAGGAACAGAACAAGCACAAGGUUGGUGAUGAAGAGGCCAUUGAGAAUUUGGCCGCAGGUCUGGCUCAGUCUCGGCUAGAUGUCGAGGUGAAAAUGUCGGCAGCUUCAGGACUCAAUCUCCUGACUUUGAGCGACAACAGUCGGGGCUGUGCCAAGGCCAAGCCACAGAAAAGUAGCAAAAAGCGGGAGAACCCUGCUGUGGAAGAUGGUGGGUCGCAUAAUUCAUCCUCCUCGAAGUCGCGGUUGGACCCAGAGGCCAAGAGGAGACUUGACCAACUGAAGCUGGACUCCGAUGUGGUCCACAUGAGCCAGAAAUGGGUUGGUCGCAUCAAGAUACUCAAUGUUGAGGCCUCGCAAUCCUUGGCGGCAGCGGAGCAAUUUCCAGAAUUGGCAGCGCCCCUCGCUAUGCUAAGCAACGUGGUCGAGGAUGCUUUGGAAAAGUUCGCGCUCAGCGGGCCGAUAGUGCCCAUGUCACCCAGCAUGAAAUCGACGCGAUUGGGUAUGUUGGGCGACAAGUUGCAAGCAGACCGCAGGUCCGAGGCAACGCAUGGGCUCUCACGUUGUAACUCAAAGAAGGAUUUGAGUGAUUUCGACAAGCUCAUGGCAGGCCAUGAAGGGUUGUUGAAAAAGGCGCUGUCACAAUUGGACAAGGAUGUUGAGCAUCACCAGGAACAGGCAGAGAAGGAGAGGGCGAUGAAGGAAUUGCUGCAGGCGCGGCUUCAGAAGAAGAAGCAAAUCAUGGAGUCACGGAGGGCAAAAGGCAGGGCAGCCGGCCUCAAGCAGGGUAAGGUGCAAGAGGAGCUCCAGAGUGCCAGUGGGGAUGGAUCUGACGCAGAACCGGGUGAAAACGAACGUGGUCACAGUGACGGUGAGAAGCCCGAGCAUGAAGAUGCCAAUGAGUGGCGUUUCGCGCAAGAGGCUGAUGCCUUGAUCAGGGACAAGGCAUUUGGUGUGGAUUUUGUUUUCCGUGGCUCUUCCUCCGAUUCCGUGACUUUCGUGAACCCAACGAUGCUCACAAGUCUGGACUUGAACGGGUUCGGGUUUGACCAAGCAGUCUCAGACGCCCUGUACAAAGAGCAUGUUAUUGGGAAUGAUGAUGAGGACGAUGCUGCCGAUGAUGCCGGUGAUGCUGACCAGCCAAAGAACUUGAAUUAUUUCAAAUCAGUGCUCGCAUCACCGGUGGAUGAAUGGACCAAGAGCUUCCCCGAAGUACUCGAGAAGUUGGUUGCAGGUGUCAACGCUGUGGAAGGCUUGCUUGAGCAGGACUUCAAGUCGUCCGACUGGUCCAAAGUGCUCAGUGGAAGAAUCCAGUACUCAGGGCCACGUCACAAGUGGAUGGGCUUUUCCGAUUUACUUUGGGGCAGAUUGGUUUGGGUUGUUGGAGGAGAACGUGUCUGCGUCGGGAUGCCACUUAUGGCUUUUCAAAAGGACCUAGCAGAUGCCAACGCUGACAUCGGUGGCAUCACCGCUAGGUUCACAGCCAUGUCGCGUGAAGAAAUCAAGAAGUCUGGAGGUUUUGCUUGCCUCGUGGAGUCAGGCGAUGUACUUGUGAUUCCACCAGGGUACUUGCUGGCCGACGUUAACACGGGCGCCUUGGACGGUUGCCCGGUGGAGUCGGAGGAUGCCCCGGCCGAUGUGGGAGUGUUCCCCGUCUUAACACGGGACCAGCUCGUGAACUUCGACCUCGGGGUCUAUGAUGCUGCCAUCCGUCUCUGUGCUGUUCACGGGGGUUUGUGCGCCAACUUCAAGCAUGGUCAAAAAAUGGUGCAUCGUCUUCAGCUGCAGCUCAACAGCAUGGGCGUGAAGGAUGAAGUCCAGAGCCCUGUUCGCGUCGGUCACGCCCCUAAGUCUGCUUCAGAUCCGGAGACUGGCCUCGUGCAGCUUAAGCCGCACGACCUGCAGUUGGUUCCGUGGGUUUCGGAUGACGAUGAUGCUUCCGUGCAGCGUGCAGUUCAUGAAGCAUUGUCUCUGGUGACGGCGAUUGUCACGAACGAGGUUGGGGGCACAGCGUGA
Molecule: messenger RNA, 6507 nt
Organism: Symbiodinium sp. CCMP2456
Lineage: Eukaryota; Dinophyceae; Suessiales; Symbiodiniaceae
Source: the annotation of a GenBank genome assembly